Molecule: messenger RNA, 282 nt
Organism: Parnassius apollo (apollo)
Lineage: Eukaryota; Metazoa; Arthropoda; Insecta; Lepidoptera; Papilionidae
Source: the annotation of a GenBank genome assembly
AUGAAGGAUAUUUUAAUACAACCGCAAUCUCAAUUCAGCGUCAGAUUUGGUGAUUUUGAAAAAGUUUCAAGUAAACUGAAGGUGUUUGCAAACCCUUUUUCAUGUGAUAUUGAGGAAGUACCGAGUAAUUUACAAAUGAACAUGAUUGAUCUCCAGUCCAAUGAUGUUCUUAAAAGCACUUUCUAUGAACUCAAAGAUCUUGUUAAGUUUUAUGGUAGCUUGCCUUCUGAUUUUGACGAAUUGAAAAAAGUUUGCUCAGCAGUUCAUUACAAUUUUUGGUAG